CUCUCCAUGUUGUCAGAUUUCCGCAUAUCAUCUUAUUGCCAGGUUUUCUGUUUCUUCCCUUCACACGCCGUCCUUGAGUGUCAUCUGCAGAGGGCAAUAACAUUGCCAGAGUCUUUGACGGGAAGGAAGCAGAAAAAAAUGUGUUCUACUGCAAUGUGAUGUUGAUUUGAAUUUGUUUGUCCAGACACAAAGUAGACACACUUUAUUUUCCAGAGUGGGGCCACUUAAAUGUCUGGCCCCGAGGCCUUGAGUUUGACACGUGGCGUGAUUUUCUUUUUUUUUUUUUUACGUCUGUGGGUGGUUUUACACCUUAAAUUCCUCUUAGUCAGCGUGUGUGCUGGCUCAUCCUUCAUGUUCUCUUUUCACACAGACAAGGGGGACAGUGCAACAAUGUUAAGCAUCCCAAGGCCAAGCAUGGUUAUAGGCAGAUAAAAAGCCACUUUUCCCAGGCCCCGACAACCAAUACCUUGAGCAGCAUCCGCCCGUCUGGUCACUCCUACCCCGACACCUGCCAUCGCAAGAAGCCACCACCGUUUGUCAAGUUUGCCCGCCGCUGUUCGUCCAUCCAGAGAUCCGAGAUGUCCUUUGCCUUCAUCGCUGUGAUGGCACUGAUGUGCUCCUCCGUGGUGAUUGCGUUUGUCUUGCAGCCAGGGCAAGAAGAUGCCAUACCGCAAGACUCCGACAGCAGGUGCUGUAGUUUGUCCCUGCAGUCCAUCCGCAAAGAGCUCUUGGCUGCUCUCAACCUGCAGACCGAGCCGCGGCUGCCAGAGGGCGCCAAAAAGCAGUGGAGCGAAACUGCUGAACGGCUCAAGGCUCUGGAAGCUUCUUCCAACUCCUCCUCUGAUGAUGGUGGGGACACCUCAGGGUGCUGCUCCAGGACCUCAGAGGUUUUAAUGUCAGAUCUUGGCUGGGACAAUUGGAUGAUCUUUCCCGAGCGUGUGACCUUGGUGCACUGCGCCCCUUGUGGCCACAGUGCGUCAUGCAGGCCCCAACCCACUGCCACCCAACGUGAUGAUUUGGAGGUGGUGUUUGCCAUAGUUUGGUUUGCUGCCUUCUGGCUGUCUGUUUUGUUUUUUUUUUUGCUCCCACAAUCCACACCCUUUGAGUGUUUUGAAAAGCUAAGGCAGCUGCAAAUAGAUAAGCCACGGUGUUGCCAACAUCAACGUUGGAGCGCUGCAAGUCUCGGCGCUUCCCAAUCUCAAAUGAAUACACAAGUUCAGGCGCCAUGUUGCCAGCCCAUCGCCCAGAACCCGAUGCCCGUCAUGUACCGGGACGAGUGGAACACCAUGGUCAUCACCUCCAUGCACCUGACCCGCCGCUGCGGAUGCCCGGCCGCCCUGCAGCCUUCCCAAGAGUAACAUUUGUCACCUGUAUUCGCUAUCGCACUGUAAAAAAGCCUUUUGACAAGAAAUUAAUCAUCAAUUUAACAAACAACCUCACAAAACUGACCCAUUUUGGGGAGCAAAAUAUCUUGGAACCACGAAAAGCUUCCGAGAGGUUCUGCAUUUCGUUUUCUACAAGCACCGUAACAGCUCAUGCAUGUUUUUCGUCGAGAAAGGACCACACAAGGUCACGCACUUGACAGACCGGAUUUAUUGCCUAACAUUUGAUCCUCGGUUAAGUCUCCUCGAUGUCGGGGGGCAGCGUUUUAAAGCCGCUCUAAGGUACGGAAUGUUCCCUCCAAAAAUGUGCAAACGUCCGGGAGCCAAAUUAUUCGGCUUGUCUCUGCUCAACAGUUUUUUCUCUUUUGUAGGAAGAAGUCUGUUUGGGCAUGUGAACCCUUAACAAUUUCCAUACAAAAGAAAAUGUGUUGGUUUCAUGUGCAGACGUGCAAGGGAGCUGAAGUCAUCUUUUUAAAAAUUAUAAGAAGGUGUGCUUUGUUUGAUCAAUAUUGUCCAAUGAAAUGCAUUUAUUUUGUCUGUUUUUUAUUUUAUUUAAAGAGACAGUCUCCACUUAUAAUCGUAUAAUUAAGGCGUAUGUUUAUGUAUUCAUAGCACCUCAAUUUAAUCAUGCAUGAGUUCACGAUUCACUGGUACCAUUUUCGUGUUUAAUAAAGACUAUCGGAAUGAGCUUCUCAUGUUUGCGCAGCCUUUGUGGUUUAUUAAUAGAAGUUUCUGCAAAGCUUUCACGCCUGCCAAACAGUUUGAUGUGCAAUUUCAGGGGGAAGGAAUAUAGCCAAGGAAUGAAUGUUGGCGUCAUACUCCAGGAAAUCGGUCGCUCCCGAGGGGAAGAGCAACUUGUUGCGCACUUCAGGAUCUUGCAGUAUUUGCGUGUGGAAAAUCCUUCCCUAUUUCAACUGCGACGAACCCUGCGAGAAGACAGGCCCGAGUUGUCCUGACUCAUUGCAAAGGGAAUAAUGACGCGAUAUUUGGCCACGUGGGCGUCUUUCUGCGUGCUGUCCUCGGUUCUUCUGGCUUCACGCGCGAUCGAGUGCUCAGGCAAGGAAACGCUGUUGCGACCGCUCCCAAGCGUCUUGCCACAACUGACGGAUUGCUUGAUGGAGUGCACGGAGAAGACGUUCGCCAGGAAAUUGCAGAUGCAGGAUAAGCGUAAUAUACGGAUGCAAGACUCCAUUGAGGGAGCCCUUGGAGAAUACUGCUGGUCAACCAAUAUCAAGUGCAACAGUGGUGAGAGCUUCCAGCAAGCCUUCGUGGUGUUGCCCAUCCACACGUCGGACGUUACCCCAGAGCCCGCAGAGGUGAGAUGGCAGGCUAACGCUCUGCAGGAGCACACUACUCCCAUCACCAUCCCGCAAGCCUGUGGACUCCGCUACGACGUCAGCGACCACUUCGGCCCGGGCAGGAGGGUCGACUCGUUCUGUGUGGAGGUGGUCGGCCAACAGGAUGUCCCGGCCUUUAAUUGUCCGCCCUACCUGGUCACGUUCUGGCAGAGGAAUCCAACUCUGAUAUGAGAUGAGGGACACUCCCAGUCAGGUUGUCCAGUCAUGCUGCUAAUAUACCAGAGGUGGGCGAUGCAUUUGGUGGCCUUCAGUGGGAAUUGAUCUGAAUGAAUCCACCUCUUCAUAGCACAACGAUGGUGUCACAAUUAAAGAAAAAAACAUCAAUACAAUGUAACAGCACGCAACAGCGUAUUAUCUAAUGGCACAUUACAUAACCCUGACAAAAACAACACACUUUAAUAAUAUAUAUAUUUGUAUUUGUGUGUGUGUUUGCGUGUGUGUGUGCGUGUGUGUCUGGGUGUUUUCUCUGCAAUAACAAAAGUGCAAAAUAUAAUAUUUAAUAGACUUACAAUACAGUCUAUUACCCACGUUUGUAGAGAUUUUUCAGUGCAGACUUGCUUGGUAGUUUAUAAGAAAUAUACAUUUUAAUUCAUAAAAUAAUUUCUAUACUACAAAUGUGACCCUCUCGAGGAUGAAGCGGGUCAGAUAAUGGAUGGAUGGGUAGAUGAACAAAGAUAUCUGUUGUGUUUGUAUUAGGAAUAAAAAAAAAUCUCAGAGGAAUAGUUUGCUUGGUUUGCCAAGGUCAGUCAAAAUCCAGAAAUUACGUAACACUGCCCUCUUUUGGUUAAAUCAGUACAGUGACUUUUUCACUUAUGUUUGUACUACAUUUUGUGCACAGUAUGAAAAGUGCUAAUAAAACAAAAAAUCUGAAUGAUU
This is a messenger RNA of Syngnathus acus (greater pipefish), 3616 nucleotides long. RefSeq names its product gonadal somatic cell derived factor (gene gsdf). Bases 579 to 1358 code for a protein of 259 amino acids. Gene Ontology annotation, biological process: SMAD protein signal transduction; BMP signaling pathway. The record is from RefSeq and is a predicted model, not a curated record. Gene Ontology annotation, cellular component: extracellular region. Gene Ontology annotation, molecular function: growth factor activity; cytokine activity. NCBI's taxonomy places the organism in Eukaryota, Metazoa, Chordata, Actinopteri, Syngnathiformes, Syngnathidae. The transcript has 6 exons.